Molecule: messenger RNA, 1118 nt
Organism: Telopea speciosissima
Lineage: Eukaryota; Viridiplantae; Streptophyta; Magnoliopsida; Proteales; Proteaceae
Product: inositol polyphosphate multikinase beta-like
Exons: 2
Coding region: 133-1008 (291 amino acids)
Biological process (GO): inositol phosphate biosynthetic process
Cellular component (GO): nucleus; cytoplasm
Molecular function (GO): inositol tetrakisphosphate kinase activity; inositol-1,4,5-trisphosphate 3-kinase activity
Source: RefSeq, a predicted model, not a curated record
UUGGAUCGAGUUCCAGCAAUUUUCCAGUUUCUGCAACGGGUGGAUUGCUUCACUUGUUGUUCUGAAUUACUGCCUUGGAUUGGAGAAUUGGAUUAAUAUCAUCUUUGCUGUUGGGUUUGGGUUUAUGAGAUCAUGCUCAAGGUCCCAUCUCAUCAGGUUGCAGGCCACCAAGCUGGUGAUGGAAAGCUUGGCCCACUCAUAGAUGAUUCAGGCCGCUUUUGCAAGCCUCUUCAGAAUGAUGAUCGUGGGACCACUGAGGUGGCUUUCUACACUUCUUUCUCAUCCAACACCAGAAUCCCUGAUCACAUCCGGCGAUUCUUUCCUAUCUUUUAUGGCACUCAGCUUAUAGAAGCUUCAGAUGGAUCCGGUCUGCUUCCUCACCUUGUUUUACAAAAUCUUGUCUCUAAUUAUGUUCAUCCAUCUGUUAUGGACGUCAAGAUUGGCUCCAGAACCUGGUAUCCCCAAGCGUCUGAGGAGUAUAUUGCAAAAUGCGUUAAGAAGGAUAGAGAAACCACAAGCUUGCUUUUGGGUUUCAGGAUUUCUGGCUUGCAGACUUAUGAAAAUGAGGAAUCAGGGUUCUGGAAGCCUGACAAGAAGCGUGUCCAGGGUUUUACUGCGGAUGAUGUGAGGUCAGUUUUGAGGAAGUUUGUUUCUUCUAACCCAUCUUCAGAUUCAAAUCCAGAUUGUUCGUUUGCAUCAAUUGUUUAUGGUGGUUCUACUGGGAUUCUGGCACAACUGUUGGAGCUGAAAGCAUGGUUUGAAGAUCAAACAGAUUUUCAUUUCUACUCGUGCUCAGUUCUUAUGAUGUAUGAAAAGGAGGCAACACUGGAUGGAAGGACAUCUGGUGCUGAAAUCAAGCUGGUCGAUUUUGCUCAUGUUGUGGAAGGCAAAGGUGUAAUUGAUCAUAACUUCUUGGGGGGGCUAUGCUCUUUGAUAAAGUUUGUCUCGGAGAUACUGACCAGCCCAGAUGAGUGCACCAUCAAAGGUGGUUUACGGGAACCUGAGUAGAAUUGUCUUGUUUUUAGAAAAUAGUGUCAAGGAAUGACGAUAGUACUUUUAACAAGUGAACUUUUGGUUCCUCCAUUUAACUUGCACAUUUCCAUUGCUUGUUCUCUGAA